This is a messenger RNA of Spinacia oleracea (spinach), 2958 nucleotides long. RefSeq names its product PHD finger protein At1g33420. NCBI's taxonomy places the organism in Eukaryota, Viridiplantae, Streptophyta, Magnoliopsida, Caryophyllales, Amaranthaceae. Bases 517 to 2646 code for a protein of 709 amino acids. The transcript has 5 exons. The record is from RefSeq and is a predicted model, not a curated record.
UUAUUCGACAUUAAUCUUCUCCUCUAUUUUUUCCCGUUCUCAUCAAUCCCAUUCAAACUUUUACUUUCUCUCUCCAUAUUCUUCUCGUCUUUUCAGUUUUCCCCUCUCCCGCCCAACCCCUCAUUUUACCAGUUUUAUAAAUCAAUUUUUAUUUAUUUAUUUUAUUUAUUUUGCCAAACAAACCGCCUUUCUUCUUUGCUAAGAAUAAGGAAAAACAGCCCCAAAAAUAUUUUAAAAUUUGAAAAAUAAUUAAAAAAAAUCAUCUUCUUCUUCCUUAUUUUUCUCUCUCUUCAAAUCCCGUCACUUUUAUCGAGGAACAUAAUUAAUAAAGCAACCUUUACCUUCCCCAAAACACGAGAAAUAACGCCAGGUUUCAAAAACACAAUCAAUCAUCUUCCAGAUCUGCAAUUUUCACCUCCUCUUUCUCUUUCCUUCUCUCAGAUCUCAAACCCUACCCCUAUAGAUCUACGCCUGUUCUCCCUUCCUUUCUAUAUUCUCCUUUUUUAUUCGUCAUCAAUGGUGGUUAACGCGAGGUCUCUUAAGAGGAUGAAGCGUCGGGUUACCGCCGAGUUUCCUGACUUUUUGAGUUUUCCGGCGCCGGGAUCUGUCCAUAGGACAGCCGGAGCUCCUUUUCGGUCUAACGUGAAAGCGUUUUUGGCCCGCCACGCGCUUCUACCUCCUCCGUCCUCUCUCCUUCCUCACCUCGUGACGUGGCAGACUCUCUUCCGCGCCGGUGACUCGGCCGAGUCGGCGGAUAGCCUUUCCCCCGCGGUUGUCUGCGUCGACGUCGUUGAGGAGGAUGUCGCGAGGUCCAGAUCUGUGUACUGCGACCAGUGCCGUGUCGUUGGAUGGAGUGGGCACCCCGUAUGUACAAAGAGGUAUCACUUCAUUAUCAAAGCAGAUGGGAACUCAAUUGGUGGGUAUGUGAAGCCAUGUCCUAAAUGUGGAGAUUCAAUCAAUCUUGCUGAUCCUAGGUGUAAGGGAUGCCAACAUGUGAUGACUUCUGAUGAUGUUGAAGACUGGGUGUAUCACCAGUUAGAGGACACUACUCAUCUAUUGCAUGGUGUAGUCCAUGCUAAUGGAUAUGGACACCUUCUUAGAGUCAAUGGUAGAGAAGGUGGUUCAAGGGUCCUUACAGGAACUGAUAUCAUGGACUUCUGGGAUCGCUUAUGUAAAUAUCUCGGAGUCAGAAAGAUCAGUGUCAUGGAUGUAUCCAAAAAGUAUGGGAUGGAGUACCGGCUUCUUCAUGCCAUUACAAAGGGGCACCCGUGGUAUGGGAACUGGGGUUAUGAGUUUGGAUCUGGAAGCUUUGCUCUUACUCAAGAUGCCUAUAGGGAGGCUGUUGAGACUCUCUCCCAUAUGCCACUCUCUUUCUUCAUUUUUCAAGGGAGGAAACCACGCACUCACAUUCAGGAUUUGAUACUUUUUUACCAAUCUCUCUCAGAAUGUGAGCUUGUAAAUACUAGGGACCUCUUUCACUUUGUGAUGAGUCUGGUCCACGACGUGCAAAAACCCUCCCUUGUCAGUGAACAUACUUUCAAGAAACGCCGAUCUUGUGCACCAGGUGUAUUGUGUGCAUGGACAAAAAAUGACAUCAAACGGGUUGAGGGUGCUAUGGUCAGAGUCUUACGUGCAGUUACAGGUUCCAACUGGGUGAGUUGGCGUACUCUGAGGGGAGCUGUUUGUAAAGCAGGACCUCCAGAGCUACUGGAUUACUGUUUAAAGGAAUUUGGUGGCAAGCAGACUCCUGAAGGAAUGACUGUUCAUGCUCGUUGUAACCCUAAUACUGGUGCACUCGAGUAUAGGGUGGAGUCUGGAAACUUUUCUCUGCAAGGAAAUUCGGGGUGUGCAUCUUCAUUUUUGAACUUCCCAUCCAGAGAACAAAUCCUACAGGACAUGAGAUUUCUGUAUGAAUGUCUACUUCAUCCGUUGACAAUGAUGAAAUUUGGACCCGAGGGGAGAAGGGAGUGUGCACUCAGUGCAGCGUCAAGGCUUCUUGAUUGCAAGCAGUUUGUUAAGAACUACAAGCCUGAGAAUGCAUUAUCACUUGAAAAUCCUUCUGCAAUUUACAUCUAUUGCCAAGUAGAACUUCCCGAGCACCUAUCAGAAGAGCACACUAUAAAGCCACCUCCCGAACUCAUUGCCCUUUCUCCCAAUGCCACCAUUUCAGACCUUAAAGUUGAAGCUUCCAAAGUUUUUCAGGAAGUUUACGUGAUGCUUAAAGGGUUCCAAGCAGAAGAGCUAGUUGACUAUCGAGGUGUAGAGGAUUCCACCCAGGUCAGGCUUUUAUUUCCUUCCCUCCUGACCGUGAGGAUUCAGGGUAGGUGUCCUUUAAAGAACGGGCUGGGUCGGUUCCGUUCUGAAAGAGGAGUCGAGAGGUGGACAGUGGAGUGCGGCUGUGGGGCCCGUGAUGAUGACGGGGAGAGGAUGUUGGCGUGUGAUGCAUGUGGUGUUUGGCAGCAUACUAGGUGUGCUGGAAUUCUGGACUCCGAAGCUGUGCCAGGGAAGUUUCUUUGUAGUAGGUGUGGUGGAGGUACUAGCAGGGUGGACUUGGGUAAUGUUGUGUUGAACUGCAAGGAUGAGUCGAUGGUGGUGAGCGGCGGUGGUGGUGGGAAAAGCCUGGCUAUGAUGUUCGAUGUACGUUAGGUUAACUUAGGUUAGGCAUUUUGGUAUUUUGUUUUACCCUUUGUAUAUUUUUUUAGGGGGUUUUCAGGCCGGCGAGGAAUACAUGUAAAUAUCUUCAGAAGGGCCUGCCGUAGCUAUCGUUUAAGCUAUUUAUGGGUUUAAGUUAAGCUCCUUAUUUUUUUUUGUAACUUGUAAAGGUUAUGCUCUCUAACUUGGAUGGAGCUUUGUAGAUACGGUAAUGAAAAAUCGAAAAAAAAAAAGAGAAAGAAGAAAAUAUUGAAAAAAAUGAGAGAAGAAAAUCUUAUUUAUUAUGUAGUUCAAAAUUUCUGGAUA